CUAAUGGAACAAAAGACUCCCAGUAAGCCCACCAUGGUCUCCAGACUGCCAAAAUUUGGUUCCCGGCCUGUGAAUGCCCUGUCCUCUCAGCCUAACAGUACUCUCCAUGGUCAGCACACCCAUGAUUGCCGGAAAAUCUCUGGAAAACCCAGCAGAGUGGUACAGCCUUCAUCCUUCUCUAUGAAGUGGACAAAAGAGACUGGGAGCUCUACUGUCACCCUAAAUCAGGAACUGUCUGGAGGGAAAAGAGAGACUCAUGCCUUCCAUCCUCCAGGAACCCGAACAAACAAGAAACCUUCCACGCUGACUGCGACAGGGCGCAAAUCUGCAUCAUCUGUACUGAUAGGAAGUCCAAAACCAGGGCCCAAAUCCUCAAGGUCCAGGUCUAGCCCUAAAAUUGGCCAAACUGCAUCCCUCAGCUCCACCUCACCCAGCAGCUCCUCCUCUAAACUGACCCAGAAUGGUACUGUGGACUUGUCCACCAGUGGACGGGGUCCCCGGUUCCAGAGGCUGCGAGAUAAUCCCAGCUCUGGAGACGGCUUACCUCGGUCCAGCUGUGGCCUCAAAAUGCUUUCUGCCGACAGAAUGGUUCGCUCUCAGAGUUUCACUUACUUCAGGCAGCCCUCACCAACAAGCUCUUCCAUCCCACGCUCCUUCUCAUUCAGUAAGGCAGUGGAACUCGCCAAGCCUCUUCCCAACACCCAGCUGUGCCCUUUACGCGCUCCUGGACUCAAACCCCCACAGUGCCUCAGCAGCAGCAGACUGGGUUUGGGCUUUGUCAAGAGCUUCCCUGAAUGUUCCUCUUCUGUAGCGUCUCUUUCAGGAUGUUCUACGCCCUCUAGUGGUCCGCAGAAGCCUUUGCUCCCCAAGUGUGUGCUGAGUAAAUCCUCAACACUGGGCUAUAGUCUGACUCACUCAUUCGCUGCUAAACCACAGCACCUGCUAGUGGUAGGGAGGAGCCAAGAAAAGCAUCAGAUUAAAACCCUGUCUCUUACUCCGGAGUCUAACCACAAUGUUCAGAGGUUUGAGAAACCUGCAGGUCCAGCUGACCUUCCAGAUGGAACAGAGGAAAUGUCCUUCUCUUCUGGUUCCUCUGAUAGAAAUGAGAACUGUGAGGACCUGCUGGAUGACUUUGACCACUUGGGUGACCAAUCACACAAUGGUGUGCCCGACAACAGGUGCCUGACCACGCCCACACAGACACGCCUCUGUAACGUCCUGCACGAGGACUGGGUCGGUGUUACAGAUGUGGAUUCUGUCGGAAGUUCUUCUCUGGAGCUCUCGCCCUCCAGCAGUUCUGGUGGAACUUACAUGUGGGAUGAAGAUAUGAGCUACACACACUCACACACACACCACUGUGGUGAUGAGCCCGACAUCAACACUACACUGACCAAUCAGGUCGCAGCACUGAGAGGCAGUAAAACUAAUCAGGAUGAAGGCACUUGUUUACACUGGCACAAUAAACAAUGUUUAUUUUAUUCAACAAUAAAACUGCCUGUAAUGAUCUUCUCUCAGGAUGCUGUUAAUAAUUUGGAAAAUGUAGCAGCCUUUGAUCUCGAGGAGAAUGACCUCGUACUGGAGCUGCAUGAGGAUGGAACCUUACACAGCGGUGGAACCAUCCACUCUGAACGUUCUGAGAAGAGAACACAGCAGCAGAGACUCAGCAGAGUGAACCAACACAAUCAUAACAGGCUGCUAAUGCUGCAGGGUUUUGACGAAGGUCCUACAGUUCAGUCAGAUGACCACAUGGUGGCAAUAGAGGAGUUUAGUCUGAAUCAGAUGCUGCAGGAUUUCUCGUCUGUUAAAUCACAGCUGCUCAAACUGAAGCUUUUACUGCAGGUGGAAGAAGGUGAGAGAAACAGGAAAGACUUGACUGAAGUGAACAGCGCCGCCCUGCAGGUGGAGAUGUUGACGAAGGAAGUGACAAUUCUCAGAGAAGAACUGAAAAAUAAAGACAAUAUCAUCACUCAGCUUACAAACAAACAACAACAACAACAACACAAACAACAACAGCACCGACUGCAGCACCGGUCACUCUCAGGGUCAGAGGUUAAAGAGGUUAAAGGUCAGAAGGCUGAUAAAUUCACGCAGACGCCGCGGAGGCCCGCCCACACUGUUGGACUUUCUCUCUGGUCGGCUCUGCCUCCUCCAAUCACAUCACUCCAGCUCCCCCCCGCUUCAAGUUCUGUAGCCAUCCAGCCCACAGCUCAGCGAGGCCUGCACCCAGGAACCAUCAGCAAGUUCAACCACCACCGGGGCCCCCAGUAA
This is a messenger RNA of Colossoma macropomum (tambaqui), 2268 nucleotides long. RefSeq names its product coiled-coil serine-rich protein 2a (gene ccser2a). Gene Ontology annotation, cellular component: microtubule cytoskeleton. The annotation marks the transcript as partial. Gene Ontology annotation, biological process: microtubule bundle formation. Gene Ontology annotation, molecular function: microtubule binding. NCBI's taxonomy places the organism in Eukaryota, Metazoa, Chordata, Actinopteri, Characiformes, Serrasalmidae. The record is from RefSeq and is a predicted model, not a curated record. The transcript is spliced from 12 exons.